Molecule: messenger RNA, 2044 nt
Organism: Gopherus flavomarginatus (Mexican gopher tortoise)
Lineage: Eukaryota; Metazoa; Chordata; Testudines; Testudinidae
Gene: CASP2
Product: caspase 2
Exons: 11
Coding region: 246-1532 (428 amino acids)
Biological process (GO): proteolysis; regulation of apoptotic process
Source: RefSeq, a predicted model, not a curated record
CCACAAGGCUGAAAAUCCCCCGACUGCACGACCUAUGCGCAUCCACGGGGGGAGGGGGAUACGCAUGCGCAUAUGGACGGUGCCCAAGGUUUAGGUGCAGGGGCCGUUGAGGCUCUCUCGGAGGGAGCUGUUCCUGUACAGGAGCCUGGCCCACGUGAUGCUGAGGCGCGGGUGCCUUGUUUGAAUCCGCGGCGCAGAGAGGCGGGCGCGCGCCGGGUGCUGGGAGGAAGCGCGCGCCGAGCAGGAUGCUGGGUUCAUGUGGCAUGCGACAAUGUCACCAAGAGGUGCUAAAGAAGAACCGGGUGUCACUGGCAAAGCAGCUGGUGUUGAAGGAGUUGCUGGAGCAUCUGAUAGAGAAAGACAUUAUCACCAUAGAAAUGAUGGAAACUAUACAGGCCAAGGCUGGGAGCUUCAGCCAAAAUGUAGAGUUACUGAAUCUGCUGCCCAAGAGGGGCCCCACAGCCUUCUCAGCCUUCUGUGAAGCUCUGCGAGAAACCAAACAGCAGCACCUGGAGGAAAUGCUCUUGAACGCCAUACCCAGCCUGAGCAAUGGGAUUGCAAGGCUGGGCCAAGAUUAUGAGCCAAGUUUCCCAUUCCCAGUUCGUGAAUCCUGCCUCUCACCAAAGAGACCACGCCAGGUUGGUGAGCUGAUGGAGCACUCCUUGGAUAAUGGAGAUGGUCCUCCUUACAUUCUGGUGAAGCCAUGCACCCCAGAAUUCUAUCAUGCUCACCAGCACUUGGCUUAUAAGUUGAUAUCCCAGCCCCGAGGCCUGGCUCUCGUGCUAAGCAACAUGCAUUUCAGCAGUGAGAAGGACUUGGAGUUCCGUUCAGGUGGAGAUGUGGAUUACGCUGCUCUGGAGAUGCUCUUCAAGCACCUUGGCUACAGGGUGACUGUCCUGCAUGAUCAAACUGCGCAGGAGAUGCAGAAGGCAUUGCAGAUGUUCUCUCAGCUGCCAGCUCACCGAGAUGUGGAUUCCUGCAUUGUGGCUCUGCUCUCGCAUGGCAUCGAGGGUGGGAUUUAUGGAGUUGAUGGCAAGUUACUGCAGUUGCAGGAGAUUUUCACACUCUUUGAUAAUGCAAACUGCCCAAGUCUCCAGAACAAGCCUAAAAUGUUCUUCAUUCAGGCCUGUCGUGGAGAUGAGACGGACCAGGGAGUGGAUCAGAGGGAUGGGAAAGAGCGCUCUGAUUCUCCAGGCUGCGAGGAGAGUGAUGCCAACAAAGAGGAGAAUCCCAGGCUGCGUUUGCCCACACGUUCGGACAUGAUCUGUGGCUAUGCCUCUCUGAAAGGCACAGCUGCCAUGCGAAAUACCAAGCGUGGAUCCUGGUAUAUUGAGGCUCUCACUUCUGUGUUUGCCGAGGAUUCUCAAAACAUGCAUGUGGCUGAUAUGUUGGUGAAGGUGAAUAGACUAAUCAAGCAGCGAGAAGGCUAUGCCCCUGGCACAGAGUUCCACCGAUGUAAGGAGAUGUCAGAGUACUGUAGCACACUCUGCCAAGACCUUUACCUUUUCCCUGGCUAUGUUCCUAGGAACUAACACUGCUGUUCUUGCUCUGAUGGAUGUUCUGACAAAGCUUUAAUGUGGACAGCUAUACUUUUAUUGCUGUCAGUCUGGGCAUCUGACAGUGCAGCCCACAACAGGAAGUGCCCCUUCAAGAUUGAGUGCUCUUCCUGCUUGUGUGAAUCUCGCUAACUCCUCUCUGUCUGGGAGAAUCUUGCAACUGUUGGUGACCCCCAACUCAGUUCAAGGUUUAAAACUUUAAAGGUUCCACUGGCUUGUCUCACUUUUAGCUGCUGGGCCAGGGGGAAUCAGGGCUGCGAUGACAGCACAUUCUGAAUAAAAGAAAACCUGUGGACAUUGGUAGCCAGGAAUAUGAAAUCAGAAUCAGCCUUUCCUUUUUAAAUUUUGGAAAACUUGGGUCUGUUUCUAAAGAAAACAAGUUCUAUAUCGUUUUUAUAAAUUGCUGCUUAAUUUUUUUAUACCGUUUAACUUCUUAUGACUUUUUAAAAAGUUAUCUGCCUGGUUUCCCAAGCAGCAGGGUUUACAGC